Molecule: messenger RNA, 3389 nt
Organism: Megalops cyprinoides (Indo-Pacific tarpon)
Lineage: Eukaryota; Metazoa; Chordata; Actinopteri; Elopiformes; Megalopidae
Gene: pdk2a
Product: pyruvate dehydrogenase kinase 2a
Exons: 11
Coding region: 124-1353 (409 amino acids)
Biological process (GO): protein phosphorylation; regulation of glucose metabolic process
Cellular component (GO): mitochondrion
Molecular function (GO): pyruvate dehydrogenase (acetyl-transferring) kinase activity
Source: RefSeq, a predicted model, not a curated record
ACCAGUGAAAACAACACUGAAUAAACUGGGAUUUCUUGACUUUGCUUCUCCGUCUUCGAGCAAGAUCCUUACUGGAAGCUGUUUCUCUACACACUCUGAAGCUGAGGACUGAUUGCACCAAUAAUGAAGUUUGUGAGGUUUCUGAUGAAAAACGCAGCUUUGGCGAACGUGCCAAAGCACAUUGAUCACUUUUCAAAGUUUUCGCCUUCACCUCUGUCAAUGAAGCAGUUCCUUGAUUUCGGUUCCACCAAUGCAUGUGAGAAAACCUCCUUUGCCUUCCUGAGACAAGAGCUUCCCGUGCGAUUGUCCAACAUCAUGAAGGAGAUCAAUCUGCUCCCUGACCGAUUAUUGACCACUCCAUCCGUGCAGCUGGUGCAGAGCUGGUACAUCCAGAGCUUAAUGGAGAUCCUGGAUUUCCUGGACAAAAGUCCCGAUGACCACAAAGCCCUGGGAGAGUUUGUGGAUACAUUGGUGACCAUCAGGAACAGGCACAACGAUGUGGUGCCCACCAUGGCGCAGGGUGUGAUCGAGUAUAAGGAAGCCUUCGGCCAGGACCCCGUCACCAGCCAGAACAUCCAGUACUUCUUGGAUCGCUUCUACAUGAGCCGCAUAUCCAUUCGCAUGCUCAUCAACCAGCACACACUAAUAUUCGACGGGGCAACGAACCCUAUUCACCCCAACACCAUCGGGUGCAUCGACCCUUGCUGUGAAGUCGCAGAGGUCGUUAGAGAUGCGUACGAAAGUGCCAAAAUGCUCUGUGACCAGUACUACCUUGGCUCUCCCGACCUGGAGCUGCGAGAAUUAAACGCCAACAAGAAGGGACAGUCCAUUGACAUAGUGUACGUCCCCUCCCACCUCUACCACAUGCUGUUUGAGCUUUUUAAGAAUGCCAUGAGGGCCACUAUUGAAAACCAUGAAGCCAGUAGCAGCCUCCCGCCCAUUAAAGUCAUGGUAGCUAUUGGUGGAGAAGACCUGUCAAUAAAGAUGAGUGACCGUGGUGGUGGGGUCCCCUUCAGGAAGAUUGAGAGGCUCUUCAGCUACAUGUACUCCACGGCUCCCACGCCACAGAUAGGCCAUCACCAGAGGGCACCGCUGGCUGGGUUUGGCUACGGGCUCCCCAUCUCACGUCUCUAUGCCCAGUACUUCCAGGGAGACCUUCAGCUGUACUCCAUGGAGGGCCACGGCACUGAUGCGGUCAUCCACCUGAAGGCUUUAUCAACAGAUUCAGUGGAGAAACUGCCCGUGUAUAACAAGACAGCCCUGAGACACUACAAGAUGAGCCAAGAGGCAGAUGACUGGUGUGUGCCGAGCAGAGAGCCCUUGGACCUGGCUGUCUACAGGGUUGCUAAGUGAGGAACCAGCCUUGUACCUCUUACCUUGAAGAGUUGAGGCAAAAUGGAACCCGCCACUGGGCAAACUUUGCAGAGAUGGUUCGGGUGGAAGACAAAGGAGACCAAUCUCAGAAGUAGCUGUGGAACUCUGUUGACUAUCUUGACAGACAGUGAUUUAAAAAGUAGUACACAAUUGUAUUGCCCCUGCCCUAGGUGUUCUGUUUUAGAGGGCAAAGGAAAUAAGCAUGAGUAGAAGUGGGGUGGAAGUGUCACUCUUAGACCACAGUUGUCACUCAGAAUGCAUGGUAUUCCUAUUAUGUCACCAGUGUCCCCUAAAAGUUAUAAUGAGUGUCCAGUCUAUAUGGUGGCUGUCAGUGCACUGUCUCCAGGGCCUGUAGUGGAGACUGUUCCUAGUGAGUGGCAAGCUGCGAAGAGCAUGGGUCUGAAUGCUAGCAGCUAUGAUCAGGAUGUGGACGAAGGUCUCCGUAUGUUGGUUUGUGGGAGAAAUGUGUGGAGGUGAAACUGCAUGGGAUGAAAGGUCUCGUCAUACAGAAAUUCUGCCUUUGACGUUAAGUUCUUGAAUUUACAACAUUGGAGAGUCAGAGGAAGAAAGAGACUGAACCUCAGACUGAGUAAUAAGGAAGGACCGAAAUGGUGGCCCUUAUCAUGGACCAUAUUUUGAUUGCCUGCAGACUACUGUCUUAAGCCUAGCUAAGCUAAGGUCCCUAGCAAGCACUGGACCUGCCUUGCACGCCUUACAGAAAGACAUUGGGACAAGAUCCUUCCCACCACAAGAGGCUAAAAUCUGUAGGAUUAACAAUAUGGAGAGAUUGAGACAAUUGAUUUAAAAUGUGCUGUUAAUCAAGAGCUGGACAGUGAGACCACCUGACUCUCAGAUAAAAUGGAUUAGCAUCAGAUUUGGAGGCAUUACAUUUUAUUUUCUUAAGCCAUGAGAGCGCAACUCAUGUAGUACCAUUUCAAAAACCAUUGUAACCAAAGAAGUAUUUGCAUGGUUUAAAUUCGAUGACUGUUUGUGAGUGGUUUCGUGGGCAGAGUCACCUGUUUUGUGGUGGAACUUCAAGGUCUCAGGAGACAUUAAAAGGACUGUUAUUUACAAAGGUAUUUUAAUUGUCUUCUCUUCUAAUCAGGCAUGGGGGCAAACUUUAUGGUAUUUCACUCAUCUGUCCAAAGCUAGCCUCCUGUGGUGAGAAACCUCCCAGAUGUAUACUUUGGUAGUGCUAAACAGCAUAAUUUUUACAAACGGCUGCAUAUUAGUGUAUAAUUUAAAAGCAUUUUAUGGAUGGUCUGAAAGGAUAAGUCUGUGGAACGUGCCCAAACAUUUCAUAAAGUUGUACGUUUGAGGUCAAUGCAAGAUAUUACAGCCUUAUUUAAUCUGUUUAGUGCAAUGUGAUGUGAACUGUACAAACCAAUCAGAGUAUGUAACGUUUGCAGUUGGUGUACCUCAAAGCAGCAGCCUGCCAUUUUUACACCCCAUUGAGAUGCCUUGACACUGUGCCACAGUACUAGGUGGCAUGGUGAACUUUGGAAUGUGGCCAUUGUGGCAGCCCAUUAGUGCUCAUAGCUGGCACUGGGAGGCAUGACUGAAUAUGUAGUAGUCUGCCCAGUGGCCUUUGUUCAAGUAUUUAACUUCCUGAACUUGGUCACCCCCAAGUCCCCAAGGUAUUAUUCAACAUGUGUGGUUUGUCUUUUUUAAUAAACCUGAGCAAAAGGUUCGGUCUGUCAAAAUACCAUGUUGUAAAAUGCAUGUCUUUUGUUGAUGUCAUUUUUUGAUGUAUUUGUAUCCCGCUGUGACCCCAGUAUAAGCAUGCAUGCAUACUCUAGAUGGCAUCUGUGUCAGUUCAGAGGUGGAUUGGGGAAAAUUCAGCAGGGAUCUGUAAGGUUUUUUAAUCAAGACAGUUUGGAAAGGGUUGAUGGCUCUUUGGUGAUGUUUGUCAAUGACAGAAGUGGGUCCACUUGAUGUGCACACCAACUAUAUAUUAUUAUUACUUUAUGACCUUGGAUUUGUGUUUUGUUUUUUAUUUUCCUUUUUUAUAUUUC